Molecule: messenger RNA, 462 nt
Organism: Liolophura sinensis
Lineage: Eukaryota; Metazoa; Mollusca; Polyplacophora; Chitonida; Chitonidae
Product: proline-rich protein 2-like
Exons: 1
Coding region: 1-462 (153 amino acids)
Source: RefSeq, a predicted model, not a curated record
AUGUUAGAACCAGGAACACCUCAGUCACAUCCUGGCGAAAACAUAUUAGGACCAGGAACACCUCAGUCACAUCCUGGCGAAAACAUGUUAGAACCAGGAACACCUCAGCCAUGUCGUGGCGAAAACAUGUUAGAACCAGGAACACCUCAGUCACAUCGUGGCAAAAACAUGUUAGAACCAGGAACACCUCAGUCACAUCCUGGCGAAAACAUGCUAGAACCAGGAACACCUCAGUCACAUCCUGGCGAAAACAUGCUAGAACCAGGAACACCUCAGCCAUGUCGUGGCGAAAACAUGUUAGAACCAGGAACACCUCAGCCAUCUCGUGGCGAAAACAUGUUAGAACCAGGAACACCUCAGCCAUCUCGUGGUGAAAACAUGUUAAAACCAGGAACAUCUCAUUCACAUCCUAGCGAAAACAUGUUAGAACCAGGAAACAGUCUUUCGACACAAAAGGCGUAA